Messenger RNA from Lolium rigidum, 1731 nucleotides. RefSeq names its product interactor of constitutive active ROPs 1-like. The coding region runs from base 1 to 1731 and encodes 576 amino acids. Lineage: Eukaryota; Viridiplantae; Streptophyta; Magnoliopsida; Poales; Poaceae. The transcript is spliced from 4 exons. The record is from RefSeq and is a predicted model, not a curated record.
AUGCCGAGAUCCAGGGGCUCCGAGCUGCCACCGCAGCGGGCGUCGCCCCGCGCGCCGCUGCACCUCAAGACCACGGCGUCGUCGGACUCCAACGGCGCGCACCACCGCUCCGUCCUCGACCGGACCAGCCCCAAGCUCGCCGCCGACAGGCACUCGCCGCGCAGCCCGCUGCCCGAGAAGAAGCGGGCGGGGACGCGGGUGGCGGAGCUGGAGACCAAGCUGGGCAAGGUGCAGGACGAGCUCAAGAAGCUGCGGGAGCAGCUCGUCUCCGCGGAGGCCGCCAAGAAGGACGCCCAGGUCGCGCUCGAGGAGGCCAAGAAGCAUGUCGGCACCAAGGGGAGCCCCAAGCCGUCCGCAUCUCCUCCCUCUCCCUCUCCCACUCCCGCUCCCGUAGCGCUCGAAGAAGAGCAGAAAGCUGAUGAUGUAAAGGCUCCCGAACCGCCUGCGCCGGCGGCAGAGGAGGAACAGGAGGAGGAGAGCAGCAUUAACUCCCCGGCGACCGACGUGUUCGAGGUCGUCCGGACGGAGUCGGGCGACAAGGAGAACCAGGCCGCGCCCGUCGCCGAGGACGGCGAGGAGGUGAGCUGCGGGGACAAGCCGGCGGCGGUGCUGGCGCCGGCCGAGGAGGACGUGGAGGUGGAGGAGACCAAGACCAUGAUCGAGGAGGCUGGCAAGACCAACAACGCCUCCGCAGCCGCCCCUGCAGCCGACGCCAAGGAGAUCCCAGAGAAGGUCGCGGAGCUCAAGGCCCAGCUAGCCGCCAGGGAGAUGGAGGUGGCCGUCCUCGCGGCCGACAACGCCGAGCUCAAGAAGCUCGCCGCCGCGGCCGCGGAGGCGGCCAGGACGGCCGAGGAGGACGCCGCGGCGAAGGCGUUCCUGGUCGAGCAGGAGCUGAGGGAGAGCGCGGCGCGGGAGGCGCGCAUGGGCGAGCAGCUCAGGGCGGCCGACGCCGCGCGCGAGGCGCUGGAGGCCGAGAUGCGCCGCCUGCGCGUGCAGACGGAGCAGUGGCGCAAGGCGGCCGAGGCGGCCGCCGCGGUGAUCGGCGGGGACGCGCACCUCGUCGGCCACCACGGCGGUAAUGGCAACGGGUGGGGCUCCCCCGCGACGAUGCCGGACGACGGCGACGACGAGGGGUUCGGCGGCAAGCGGAAGGGCGGCUUUUACUCCAGAGAGGAGCUACCCCACCCUGCUGCACCUAACACUAUGAGACAAGGACAGCUUGCUCAGAAAUUGCUAGCUUUGCAGCAGGAGAAGAUGAAAGCUCUGGAGGAGAAGAAGCAGGCAAUUCUAGAAGCUAGGCUGGCAGCUCAGGUGAAGAAAGCAGAAGAUGCUGCAGCCAAGAGAAUUGAGCAAGAGAAGAGAAAGGCAGAGCAAGCAGCAGCUAGGGCAACUGAACAAGCAGCCAAGAAGGAGCAGAGGAGAAUUGAUGCAGAAAACCAGAGAAAGGCAAAGGCUGAGACCAGGAAGUUCAUUGAGGAGGUUAGGAAGGAACAAGCAGCCAAGAGGAGGCAGGAAGCACUGGAGAAGAAGCAAGCAGAGAGAGCAAAAGAGAGGGCUGCAAAGAGACAAGAAAAGCAGCAAGAAGCACAAGACAGGGCUGAACUAAUGGCUACACUAAGGUCUGCUCAAUCCAGCAAUGAUGAAGUGGAUGAACAUGCAGAUGCUUUUGUCACCCAACCAGUGCAAAAAGUGAACAUGUUUGAUGAGUUUAGGCCUCCUAGGAGGAAGUAG